Cladocopium goreaui is the source of this 917-nucleotide messenger RNA. The record is from the annotation of a GenBank genome assembly. Lineage: Eukaryota; Dinophyceae; Suessiales; Symbiodiniaceae.
AUGGCUCAGCCGGUGGACGCUCCUGAAGCACCGAAAUCCUCCGGAAGUCAGUCACAGGCACCAGUGGCACCAACGUUGCCGCCACAGCUUCAGCGACUGAAGCAGCUUCUGCAGGCUUCAGGUGGGUUGUGCCAAAGGCGUGACCUCAGCUACCAAGACUUCUUGCGAAGGCUUUGCGAAGUUGCGGCGCAGCAUGAGCCUGAAGCGGCUAGGAGCAAAGUGUCCUUCACGAUGAAUCCCAUGCACGUGCCACAGCUUUCGCUGCGCGCCCGGCGCCAUGCCGUCGCCUCGGCCGCGCAGCGCCGCCUUUCGGCGGCAGCCAAGGCUGCAGCGGCGGCGGGCACCGUGGUGAUGGUGGAUGAUGAGCAUGAGGAGAAGGUGUCGGCAGAGAAGAUGAAGGAGUGUCAAGUGGCACAGGCGCCCGAGCUGGCCGAGAUUUUCUCUGACGCCGCCACCUGCGUGGUGCUGCUGCGGAGAUAUUUGAGCCAGGCACAGUGGGUUGGCACCCUGAAUGGUGCACUGAUCUUCGAGAAAGACGGAGUGCUAUAUCCACUGGAGACCACCACACCUGUGCGCGAAAGCGCCACAGCCGGCGCCGAGUUGCUGAGUCUGGGUUCCCUCUUCGCGAUCGCUACCUUCCAUGGACACCUAGGCAGUGCGACACCAAAACUGCUAAAAAGUUUGAAGGCCAAAAAGCUCCCACCAUCGCGGCAUCUCCUGGAGCUCGCUGAUUAUCUCUUGGGCAGGCGUGACACCUGCUGCCUUUUGCUCAGUUCCAGCAAAGCCAAAGAGGUAUCACCUGCACGACCUUCGCGCACAGUGCUUCCCAAGGGACGCGGCGAGCCAACGCCUUUGGAGGAACUGAAAUGUUUGCCGGGACAGGUAGAAAGUGAUGAGAGCGAAGUGGAGAACGAAUC